Molecule: messenger RNA, 473 nt
Organism: Bactrocera neohumeralis
Lineage: Eukaryota; Metazoa; Arthropoda; Insecta; Diptera; Tephritidae
Exons: 2
Coding region: 1-387 (128 amino acids)
Source: RefSeq, a predicted model, not a curated record
AUGGCUAGUUAUCUGCUGAAACUCACAAUCGCCUGCACACUUAUCGCCGUGCUGCAUGCUGCGCCUGCGCCGAAACCUGCUGGCGCUCAAGCGCGCACUUUCGGCGGCUUGGGUCUGGGUGCCGCAUUUGGUUUAGGUGGUUUUGGUGGUUAUGGUGGAUACGGUGGCUACCCUGGCUACUACGGCGGUUAUCCAGGCGGUUAUGGCGGCUAUUAUGGACGACCAGGUUUCGGCGGCGGCUAUUAUCCCGGCUAUGGUGGCGGUUAUGGCGGCAUUGGCAAUUAUGGUGGCUCCUACAGCCAAUCGCAGUCACAGAGUCAGUCGCAUAGUCAAAGUGGUUACUACAAUGGUGGCUAUGGUGGUUUCGGAAAUGGUUUCUUUGGUUAACACACCAAAGUUCUUAGUGCUAAUUAAUAAGUUUAGUCAUAGGUAAUUUUAAAUGCGAUUUUUUGUACAAAAAAGUAAAUAAAUUA